AUGGCGGCAAAGAUGGAGCGACCCAAGAGUCGAACAGAUCAGGCGCUCACUAUGGCGCGCGAUGAACUAACCAAUAUUCGCUCGGACUGCGAGCGAGACCUCUUCUUCGUCGCAGCUUUCUCGGAACGGCAGCAGCUUUUCCUCAGCUCUGCCUCUCACCGCGCGCGGGUCAGAAUCGACGUCCAGGGCCUUCACUCAGAGCCGCCACCGCACGGAGAGCGCUGGGGCGCGCGCCUUGCUCGGCUAGGACUGUUGCUGGUGCAUUGUCUGUUGCGGCCGUUCCUGGCCACUUCCGCUGCGUCCGCCGUAGACACACGGCCCAUGCGCACACUGGAGCUACAGUCUACAACCGCCGACAACACCCAAUCGCCCACCAAGUCUCUUGUCGCCGGCGUGUUGCAGCGUCUCUCGAUGGAUCUCCCCGCCGCUACUAGUGUAAACAGCGACAGCGCCAGUCCCACUAACAGUAGCAGCGAACCGUCUCCGCAGGCGGCAGUCGCCAAGCCAAAGACUGCGCCGUCACCCCCGUCGUCUCCAACGAUGAUGCGAAAGACACAGGAGCUCGUUCCGGAGCAGGAGCUUUUGCAGCAACAAGAGGACGCGGAACAGCAACAGGACGAGCUGGAGGAACUAAAGCAGACGCUACUGCGUAAAUCGACGGGCUCUAUCGCCAUCAUGACGCGUCAACAGGAGGCGUUCGACCACCGACGACACACAUUCAGCACAAUGUCGGCUGACGGUCGCGCUAACAUGCGACGACGCAGCUACGACUUCACAUCGCAGUUUGGCGGCACGUUUCCGCCUAGCUCGCCGCCCCCACCCCUGCAGCCACUGCCUCCCGCUCUCAAGGCGCAUCACCAUCUGCAACUCUUGAGAGUGUACGGCAAGAGCACAGGCCCCGCCAAAAGUAUCUGCGAGUGUCACGAAGAAGGAGCGUCCAUGGUGGCGCUCGUAACGCCCAAUCCGGACACAGUCUGGACACGUGGCAAACCCGUAAACAUCGAGUGGAAAGUGCUCGAUUUCAAGGUGGACAAGCUCUGUAUCGAGUUGCUGGAGGACGGUCUCAGCGCCACGACGCUCAUUGCCAAAGCAGCGCCCAACACGGGCUUCUUCACAUACCACAAGGUGCCGUGGGGGAUGGAGUCGGGCUCUAAGUAUUUCCUGCGCAUUUCGGCGGCCGACGACCCGGAGCGGUACCGAACGAGCAGCUUCUUCCAGAUUAGCUCGGCCCCGUAA
Molecule: messenger RNA, 1236 nt
Organism: Phytophthora infestans T30-4
Lineage: Eukaryota; Oomycota; Peronosporomycetes; Peronosporales; Peronosporaceae
Exons: 2
Coding region: 1-1236 (411 amino acids)
Source: RefSeq, a predicted model, not a curated record